Siniperca chuatsi (mandarin fish) is the source of this 7779-nucleotide messenger RNA. RefSeq names its product potassium channel tetramerization domain containing 16b (gene kctd16b). Gene Ontology annotation, biological process: protein homooligomerization; regulation of G protein-coupled receptor signaling pathway. The record is from RefSeq and is a predicted model, not a curated record. Gene Ontology annotation, cellular component: presynaptic membrane; postsynaptic membrane. The transcript has 2 exons. Bases 870 to 2171 code for a protein of 433 amino acids. Gene Ontology annotation, molecular function: protein binding. NCBI's taxonomy places the organism in Eukaryota, Metazoa, Chordata, Actinopteri, Centrarchiformes, Sinipercidae.
CUCUGCUCUGAAAAAAAGAGAACAAUCUAAACUGAGAUUAUUAUUUUUUUUUUUACACCUCCCGAAGACAGAAAAUAAGAUAUGCUUUUCGAGGAGGGGAUUUAGUUUAAUGUAGUCCGGAGCAGGCGACAUAUUUGUAGUGACAGGCUACAUACAAAACCAUUACAGGACUCCCGAGGUUUGCGUGUGUAAUCUCUGCGAAGUUUCUCGCCACUGAAAGGCAUUCUGCCUCUUCCUCCCGCUGGUCUGCACAUCCCGGAAAAUCUGCUGGUGUUCAAGUGGAGUUGAAGAGAAAACAAAAGUGACAACACCACAUCAGCACCUUCUUCUAUUUGGACUAUAUCCUUAAAGAAGUUCUUGGACUUUUUCUUUUUUUUCCGUUUAGCCAGUUCCUGCAUCAUUUUCUGGUUGUGUUGUGUGCAGGAAGAUUUCUAUUUGUUGGAUAAUACUCCUAGUAGCAAAAGGGCAAGCAAGACAAGUUUCUUUUUCAUUCGGUGCUAUAGGCUUCUUUCAGCCUCCACCGGUUCCCCCAAUGAUGCAAGCUUUUGUUGCGCCCGGAUACAUCUCUCCUCUCUCGCAGCACUGAUUUCCUUUCCUCCUCCAAGUCAUCUCAUCUGUACCAUUCACAGAGGGACGCCCAGGACUGCCAUUUUCGACAACUGCUUAAGACUGGUAGGUGAUAAUGGCCAUGGAUCGAUGAAAAAUGCUUAUUGAGAUUGCAGUGAGGUGAAGUUGGAGGCCCUGCGUCAACACAGAAUAACCGAAGAAACAGUUUAACAACUUUUGACACUGAUACAUCGGCUUUUUUUUCCUUUUUCUUUUUUGAGACUUGCUGUAGAAAUAGGUUUGUAGCCUGCUUGUAGCUGUUCAUGACGGAAACGAUGGCGCUGAGUGGAAACUGUAGGACUAACCCCAAAGAGCAAGCAUCAGUUCAGAACAGUUUCCCAGAUGUUGUUGAAUUAAACGUAGGGGGGCAGGUUUAUUACACGCGUCACUCAACUUUGGUGGGCACCCCGAAUUCACUACUCGGUAAGCUAUUCUCUUCCAAAAAAGACGCAUCUAAUGACUUGGCGAGAGACCCCAAGGGCCGUUUCUUCAUCGACAGAGACGGGUUUUUAUUCCGCUAUGUGUUGGACUACCUCCGAGACAAGCAAGUCGUCCUCCCGGACCACUUCCCGGAGAAAGGGAGGCUCAGGAAAGAGGCGGAGUACUUCCAGCUGCCCGACUUAGUGAAGCUCCUGACCCCUGAGGAUAUCAAGCACAGCCCGGACGACUACUUCCACAGCGACUAUGAAGAUGGUUCCCAGGGCAGCGACCACCGGCAGUGUCCGCCGCCCUCUCUCGUCCCCGCGGACAGAAAGAGCGGCUUCAUCACGGUGGGGUACCGGGGCUCGUGCACCAUGGGCCGAGAGAGUCAGACCGAUGCAAAGUUCAGGAGGGUACCUCGGAUACUGAUAUGCGGGCGGGUGGCCCUCGCCAAAGAAGUUUUCGGGGAGACCCUGAACGAGAGCCGGGACCCGGACAGGACCCCGGAUCGGUACACCUCCCGGUUUUACCUCAAGUUCAAGCACCUGGAGAGGGCUUUUGACAUGCUGUCGGAGUGUGGUUUCCAAAUGGUGGCCUGCAACUCGUCAGUCACCGCCUCGUUUGUCAACCAGCACACAGAGGACAAGAUCUGGUCCAGCUACACAGAAUACGUCUUCUACCGUGGUCCAUCACGUUGGUCCUCUCCUCCAUGUGACUGCUGCUGCAAGAACCACAAGGGUGACGGCGAGGGCGAGAGCGGCACCUCCUUCAAUGAGCUCUCCACCUCCAGCUCUGAGAGCCAGUCAGAAGCAAGCUCUCCCCAGGGAACAGUCAUUUGCGGCCCGAUCAACCGCCAGUCACACCCCCACGCCAAUGUCCAAACCCUGGACAGGCCGCCAAAAAAGGGCCCCAUCGCCAUGCUCCAGCAGUCCGAACAGCGGCGGAAGAGUGACUUGCUACGCACGCUUACGGCAAGCUCCCGCGACACCAGCACCUGCAAGAAAAGGCCGGCGAAAGAGAAGCCGACGGUCGAGGAAGAGCUGGAAAAGUGCAUUCAAGACUUCCGCAAGAUCAAGAUCCCAGAGAGGUUCCCUGAGAGGAAGUACAUGUGGCAGGCCGACCUGCUGAGAAAAUAUCGCCUCUGAGCCAGGAAACAGGACAGAGGGAGCUGACACAUGAGGCCAAGGAUCAGUUUACAUGUUUUUCGAUCUUGACUUUUGCAGCAAAAGGGAAAUAACACUAAACUUGUUUGAUUCCAGUUUCUGGGGGAAACUUCACCUUUAUACCAGUAGGUUGUGUAAGUCUACACAGAAGCUAGUAAGAAGCAUUAAAACCAGACUGUUCCCUUAUUGACAUAUGUAAUACGUAUGUGUAUGUAUGUAGUUUAGGCCUACUGUAUGCACUGUAAGUAUGUGCUGUACCUUGCUGAAUGCCUCAGAGCUUUGAAUAAUUUAUCCCUGAGGAGAAUCUAAGUGGGCGAAAGACAUCCUCUAUGAACUCAUCAACCAACCGAAGGCUUGCUAAUGGCUUCACUAGGGGUUACUGAGGGUCACUGGACUGCACACACUGUCAUCUGUCAUCAUUUCACUGAAAAACCACAAAGACAAACACUGAUUUAGUAUGUGAAUGUGUGUGUUUAUGUGUGUGUUUGUGUGUGUUCGCACCCAGGUGGCCUAGAGGUCACAGAUAAAUCUGCAUCAGGACCCAUUAAUAAUUCAUGCUGUCCCGACAGUGCUCUCACUAUAAAUACACCCAGAGCUCUGUGCUGCCAGUUUGGCGUACACAGCUAGGAUGAUUACUUUACUUUUAAGCAACAUUUGGGGACUUCUGAGGCAGGAGGAGGUACAAUUUCAUCAGCACUACAAUUCAUUUUCUUCAUGUAUUGUCAGUUAUAUUGCAGACGCACCCCAAGGGAAUCAAACUGUCCUGCAUUGCAUAGAUUUUUGCCGAUUUUUGGCUAGAUUUGUAGCGAUACCCAGGUUACUGUGUGAAGGACAAGAGAAACGGUGAAGGAUUUGAUUUGAUGGUCAAACCAUGGGGAAAUACAGAGGCUCAAUGAAGAAAAGUCCUGAUUUAACACACCUACACACACACACUUUUCCAUUUACUGUAGAUAAUAGGCAUUUUGGCAAAUUACAACAACAAAAUGAACAGGACACUCAACUCACAUACAUUCAUUCCCACAUACAAACACGCAGAGCGAUCAGUCAUGAGGUCAUUUAAACCAAGCUCAAUACGACACCUACAGUACAUACAGACAGAAUGGGACAGGAUUGCUACACAGGCUAACCUCGUCAACACAGACAGAUGCUUUCAACCCUGACUGUUGACACAGUGAUCAAUAGUUAUUGAUGAUACGGUCCGGUGAUAGAGCUGAUAGAUGUGGUUCUUGUUUACAGUUAUUAAUGAAGCCCGGGUCAACGGGAUAUAACCUAUUGUGAUGUAGUUACAGGAACCAAGAUGUCAGACAGCUCUUUUAAAAGAGCGCAAUUCAAUAACACAAUUUAAUUUCCCCAGGAGGUUGAUAGUUAUUACUUGCUGGAUGACAUGUUACUGACAGAAUGAUAUAGAAAUUAUUUCAGGGUGCAAAUUCAAUUAUUGACCACCGUUAAUGGCAAAAGCACACAAACAUUCAGUGGUCUUUUUAGAGUUAUGAUGGUAAACUUAAAUAUUAUAAAUGCCAUUCAACGCAGUCAUUGUCAGAUUAGUUGAUUGUUUAUUUGAACAGGUAGUGUUAUUGACAUCACAUUCUCUGUUUUAGGAGAGACAUAUGUAAAAGAGAGAACAUAUAUAUAUAAAAAAAGAUUCAACAUAUAGUACAGUGGAUUGUUAAAACAACAGUUAAAAUGAGAAAGGAAACAAAUAUAUGAUGCAGUGAGAAUUAGAGUUCAAGAUGUUCAAAUCUUUUAUUGGUACUAACUUCAGUGUUGAGGGGCAAAUUAAAAGCAUGCUGUCAAUGUACUGUAAAAGGAAGCUUCCAAACACUGAUCAUGUCCAAUGUAUGAGACAAAUUUGAUCAGAUGUAGUUUAAGUUUCCAUAAGAGGAAGUAGCUGAUAAGAUUGGUAAAUGGCUGAAUAACAGCUUCAGGUAAAAAACAAGGUAUUUAUGAAUAGUGUGAUAGACAGCUGUGAUGAAAGAUGUAGUUUGGGUUAGGGAGUUAUAAAUAUUGAUGAACUGACUUGUAUAGAUGAAAGUUCAGAAUGACCUUGGUAGUAGAAUAAUAAAAAGAGAGGAGACAGCAGAAAGCAUUUUCACAGAGGAACUUCAUUAAAACUUGUCAUUAUUUGCUAUUGCAGCUCAUGAAAGUGCAGAGGAGUGGGCUUUAUAAACAAUCAUAGCUUUUACAAAGCACAAAAUAUAAAGAAUUAAAAGCACACACAAAUGAGAAUGGCAUAUGCAUAGUACAAACUUAUUCAAAGAUCAGUUUAUUUAAAAAUAUCCCUGAUAUGUUAAUAGAAAUUGAUAAUUAAAGAAUAUGUUCUAUUAUACUUAUUUUUCUAUUUAAAGGCUUUUAAAUUCAUAGAUUAUCAAAUACCCUUGCCCAUGUUGCCCAUAAAAUGUAUUUACUGUGAGAGAAGUGGUUCAUGGGUAGUAAGAAAGUUAUAUUCAGUGGUGCCCGUAUAUGUCUGUUGCAGGUUUAUUAUAGUAUAAAGUAACAUGGUUGCAAUAGGUGCUAGAUACAAACCAACCAUUUUCCUCAUGUCAAUACAAUGAAUAUGACUUAUUUUUCUACAUUACUGGAAUAUUACAUUUUCAUUUUAAAGUAAUUUAUCUUAUCAGUUGAAUUAAUAUGUUAAUCCAGACUACAUAUCAUAUGUAAAUACACACCAUAAAUCAUACCUAACCAGAAUAAUGUAUUAUACUCUCUGUAUAUAACAUGCAAAUCCAUGAGGUGUGGCUGCUACGCUGUUCUUAGUGAUGCAGUAGACUGACGCUAAUGUAAUACAGCCAUUCUUGUUUUAUCAUCUGUUGGGCCAUCAGGGAUGAGGGAAAAUAUAAUACAUACUUAUUACAUAUUAUAUAUUUACCACUAUGAUAAGCUACUCACUUUUCAAGACAACAGUGUCAUAAAAAGACUAUCAGCACAUUUGUCUGACAGUGCCACAGAGGCAGGCUCUGGUGACUAAGACAUUUCAGCAAUGCUGAAUUGCAAUCAAUAGAUUUAAAAAUGUGUGUUCAGGCCUUAAAAAAAGCAUCCAAAAGAAAAGUUUGUUCAAAACUCAAAAAGGUACAAAGUGUUCAGCAGCUGUAACCCUGAAGCUUUUGUUACUGUACAGUGGAGUCAGAAAGUGUUAGGAUAGUGAUAUGUUUUUUGUAGUUUUGGAUCUGUACUCCAGAACAUUGGAUUUGAAGUGGUGAAACAAUGACUAUGAGGUGAAAGUGCUGACUUUCAACUACUAACAGAGUUUGAGGGUAAUUACAUCCAUACAGGUAUAAGUUGAAUAGUGUAGGAUUCAUAGUCCCCCCCCCAACAAUUAUAAGACAAUACAGCAGGUCAAUGAUUCUAAACAUACAGGCAAGGAAACAGGAGUUUUUAUGGCCAGUGACUUCACCUCAAUCCAACUGAUCGUGUGUUUAAUGCUGAAUACCCAACUAAAUGCAAAAAGCCCCUAAAACCAGCAAUGAGUGACAGCUGCAGUAUAGGGCUAGCAGAGUGGGCGGCAUUGACUGCAAAGGAUUUGCAACCAAAUAUUGAAUAAGACAACUUCAUUUGGGGGCCACAUUUCUGCAUUUCCCAACCUGUUAUCUUGUGUAGAUGUAAACACUCUCAAGUUAACUUGAGCUGACAAUCAGAACUUUAACAUCACAGUCUGUUUCAUUUCAAAUCGCAUGUGCUGGAGUAAAGACUCAAAUAAUUGUACAGGUAUUGUAUUCCCCGUUAGUUUUCCUGGUCUGAACCAAAGGAAAAAUGAAAAAUGUUCACCUUUUCACACAUUUUUGUUGUUGAAUUGUAUACAGUACAGUAGGUUCACAUUGACCAGUUACAAACAAUAAAGACUUAUGAUUAAAAGUCACAUAUAUGUUUCCUACAUCUAAUAAAUACAGGAGGAAAUAGAUGAAUUUGAGCAUUAGACUAGACAAUAGUUUGCCUUGUGUUGAUUUUUGUUUGUUAAGCUUUCUGAAAACAGCAUGCUGACUUAAGAUACUCUAUCAAGAUUCUACUCCUUUUCCCCAUAAAACAUGUGUUUUCAGUUGCUGGUACAAUUAUUAUCUGGCCAAACAAUCCAAACACAGUAAACAGUCUGAAUAAACUGGUGCAAAAAUGAUUCAUGUUAAAGGUGAAAGUCUCUGAUUGUCGAGAGAGAAUUGUUGCAUAGCUUUUUGCAUAGUUAUUUUUGACAUCUGCAGUAGUUAGUCUUGUGCUGUCAUAUUCAGCCCAGUUUAGGCGAGAAAACAAGCUGAUAUUAGGGAUCGUGUUUGCUUGACUUUGCCUGCCAUUUUAUAAAUGUGUUGUGUUUGUUUACUUUGAGAUGAUUCAACAACAAGGUCGAUCAGUCAAUCUAUCUGAGAGCAUUUUCAAACACAGAUUUGUCAUAAGAGAUGAUUAGAAAUUCCGCUGAAAAGACAAAAUGAAUAUCAAGACACCCGGUGGCCUUCUAGAGUAGACUACAGCUGUUUUUUGCACAAUGUAUAAAGUUAAUAAAGAAACACAAAUAAGUAUUUGAAAAAGAGAUAAAUAUGCUAUAAUCACCUUACAUGCACAACACAGCCACAGUGUGUCUGUCAUGAGAGCGAAAGACUGCAGAUAAAGCUGACCAGUUUUCACCUUCAGAGCACAUGAGAUGAUAUUCAGUUAUUUGGGCCUGAAAAGAACAACAGAUGAUGUAAAUCUUGAUAAAUGACUGCAAUAUUGUUUUAAGUCAAAUGUGAUGUAUGAAAAGGAAGAGAGACUGUGAAUUGAUGUUAAGUUUGUCAAUUUAUGUCGUUUUGGAGUGCCCGACUACAGUCUGUGAUUUUCUCUCCUGAAGUUAUAGUCAUGCCCUGCAAGUAAAGCCUGCGUACAUGACGGCAGGCCCUGUUAUUUUCCUCCUGCCUUUGAUGAGCUUGCGAACCACGAAGAAAAUCACAUUAUCCUGAUACCACCAAGGUAGACCUGGCAAAUACUGUUUGAAACAAAAGGGCGUCUGUUUUGAUUAUUGUUGUUCUGACACUAAAAAGAAAAAGAAAAAAUGGUUCAGAAACAUUGUGAGCAUGUUGAUAUACAAAACUUAUAACAGAUUUAACUUAGUCUGUUCUUGUGAAAAAGAUUAUGUCAAAAACAGAUAUUUAACAGAAAAAAGAAAACUUGCAAAAAAAGAAAAAAAGAUAAGCACAAAUGUGUUGAUAGUGUCUGCUGUUCCUCCACAGGUGUAUAACAUUAUCAAAUAAAAAGUCAACUCUGCAGUGUGACCGAGCUCCUGAAAAACAGAGUGAUUCUCACCAGGGGCAAAAUAACUUAGUUCAUGGAAAUACUUGUUUCAUCAUGAAUCAUUCAGACAAUAUUAAUUAAAUACUAUUUUGGUAAUUGUGGAAUUAUGAAAACCUGUCAAAGUUUUUCUGGUCUUAAAAUGAUACAUAGAUUUACUUCCAUAAAUUAAAUUGAAUGUUGUCAAUAGCCAAACAUCCGUGGUGAGAGUUGCCCUGUAUUCCAGGUGUUACUACGUCUGCCUUUAGAGACAGUACAAUUCAUCUGAGAGUCUUUAGAUACAAAGCAUAUAGUAAUUUUGAAAAUGUAUGACAAAAACAAAUAAACAAGACAUUCUGUACAGCGA